Acanthocheilonema viteae is the source of this 1427-nucleotide messenger RNA. NCBI's taxonomy places the organism in Eukaryota, Metazoa, Nematoda, Chromadorea, Rhabditida, Onchocercidae. The record is from the annotation of a GenBank genome assembly.
GCCGUGGUUUGUCAAAUUUUAAGAAACGUUACAAACUUAAAGGAGAGCUUGGUCGUGGUGGUUUCGGCGUAGUCUAUUGUGGAAUUCGAUUUUGUGAUGAAUUGCCGGUUGCUAUUAAAUUCAUCGAUCGAAAUCAAGUUCGUAAUUGGGGAAAGUUAGAAGAUGAACGAUUACCAAUGGAAAUAUGCAUGUUAGCACGAUGUGUUAAUGUACCGGGAGUGAUCAAAUUAUUGGAUUGGUACAGUAUGCCGGAAGGUUUUUUGAUUGUAAUGACACGUCCAUAUCCAUGUGUUGACCUCUUUGAUUUUAUCAAAAGUUACAAGAAAUUGGAUGAAGAUCUUACACGAUUUUUAUUUCGACAAAUAGCUCUGACUAUUCGUGAUUGUAUCCAGCAAAAAGUAUUACAUCGUGAUCUCAAGGACGAAAAUAUAGUGAUUGAUUUAGUAAACGGCAAAACAUUUUUGGUUGAUUUUGGUGCUGCAACUUUGUUGAAGAAAAAUCACUACACCGAUUUUCAGGGAACUCGCUUAUAUUGUCCACCGGAAUGGUUUUUGCACUCGAUAUAUUUGGGUAGCGAAGCAGCGGUCUGGUCAUUAGGUGUCCUUCUCUAUAAUAUGCUCAACGGAAGAUUACCAUUUCGUAAUGAAAAAGAGAUUUGCACAUCACAUCUAUUAGGACCAUUACCAUUCUAUGCACAAGUUAGCAAAAAUGCUAUGGAUUUAAUUAAUCAAUGUUUACGCUUUGAACCAAAUAAGCGAUGUAGUUUGGAUGCAAUUCUGAAGCAUUCAUGGACACGAGCUCCGUGUGCUGAUUGGCGUACACUGAUCGAUCGGGUAUAUCAACAGAAUUUAUCUGAUAAUCAACAAUAUGAUGCUGUCUGCACGGAUCACGUAUCGAAGGAGCGGAUAGAAUCAAGCUACGCUGAAUCGGGUGUCGGUAGCACGUCUAGUUUCAGCCCGUCCACUUCAUCAUCAUUCACCACUCGUUAUCGUCGAGGUGAGCCGGGAGCAUGUGAUGCGGUUGCCGGACCAUCAUCACGCAAUUAUGGUUAUCAACGUCGGGAUAGAACUGAAGGCUGUUGUCAAUCAAAAACUUCAGCAGUCGAUGAUUCUCCUUCACCGGUGAACAUUCGAGACUUCAUGGAAAUGGUUUAUCUGCAGCAAAAUAAUCCAUCCACUGGUCGAAUGAAUAAAGCACAUUCUAUUAAUCAUUUGUCCGUUUUUGCUCCUCGGUUUGCUUUUUCACGUGUUCAAAAUCCAGAAGAUAACAACUGGGUACGAUCUGGUGCUUUAGGUCAGUUAACUAGGAAGAAACGUUCCAUUGAUUCUGGAAAUCAGUCGGCUCUUUUCUCACCGACACCAAUACUACCGAAACCAUCCGGCCAUGCGAGCUUUAAUGGGGGAACAGGUGGAGUACUGGUAUUUUAA